This is a messenger RNA of Mytilus trossulus (common blue mussel), 837 nucleotides long. RefSeq names its product haloacid dehalogenase-like hydrolase domain-containing protein 3. Lineage: Eukaryota; Metazoa; Mollusca; Bivalvia; Mytilida; Mytilidae. The transcript has 2 exons. Bases 135 to 836 code for a protein of 233 amino acids. Gene Ontology annotation, cellular component: nucleus. The record is from RefSeq and is a predicted model, not a curated record.
AUCAUCCAGUCACAACAAGAUGUUUCAAUAUCAAAACACAAAUUUUACUGUCAUUCUUUUUGUAACUAUACAUGUGGUUGCAAAUAAGUAUUUUCAAGAUUUCUACAGGAUGGGCCCUUUUAAAUUAAGUAGCCAUGAUAAAGUUGUUGACUCUUGACGUGACAAAUACAGUUAUCCGUGUAUUGGGAGGAGUUGGGCACCAGUAUGCCUCUGCAGCCUCUAUAUAUGGAAUUAAUGCUGACCCCGAAAAACUAGACGUAUCUUUUAGAACUAAAUGGAAAGAACAAAAUUUGAAGUAUCCAAACUAUGGAGUUUCUAGUGGGGUUACAUCACAUGCGUGGUGGAACGAACUGGUGAAACAAACUUUCAUUUCUAGUGGCUAUACAGAUACCGAGGCAUUGUCGAAGGUAGCAACACACCUGUACUUACAUUUUAAAACCAAUAAAGGGUGGGAAGUGUUACCAAAUACUCAAAACGUUUUACAAGAUGUAAAAUCAAAAGGUAUUAAGUUAGGCGUUAUAUCUAAUUUUGAUGAAAGAUUGGAGACUGUUUUAUCGAGUUUAGGACUUUUACAUUACUUUGAUUUUGUAUUAUGUUCUAGACUUGUAGGCCAUGCUAAACCUCAGUCACCAAUAUAUGAAAAGGCUUUAGAGAUAAGUGGUAUUUCAGCACCAGAUGCCUUACACGUUGGGGAUCAUACAGAUAAUGAUUAUACGGGGCCACGCAAUAUUGGAAUGCCCAGUGUACUGCUGAGUAACAAUGUGGACAAAGUUCCAGAUCACGUUGACAAAAAGUUUGUCAUAACAAAUCUUGCUGAUGUAUUAAAAUUUAUAUAGA